CCUGCGGCGCCGCUUCCGCCGCGCCCGGGCCAAUGAGCGCGUGCGGCCCCGCGAGCCCGGCCGGGCGGGGACAGCGCGGGCGGGCAGCGGGGACAGCGCCGAGGUGGCUGGUACCUGGCACCAACAUUCUCCACUUGGCUCCGUGGCUGUGAGGAAUGGCUAUGGAAGAUCCUGACAGGAAGACUGAAGUGGUACUGCUGGCCUGUGGGUCCUUCAAUCCCAUCACCAACAUGCACCUGAGGCUCUUUGAGCUGGCUAAAGACUACUUCCAUGAAACAGGAAAAUACAAAGUAAUCAAAGGCAUCAUUUCACCAGUGGGUGAUGCAUAUAAGAAGAAAGGUCUGAUCAGUGCGAAUCACCGAGUGACUAUGGCAAAACUGGCUACAAAAAACUCAGAUUGGGUGGAAGUCGAUGAUUGGGAAAGCUGCCAGAGCGAGUGGUUGGAAACGCUAAAAGUUUUAAGGUAUCAUCAUCAAAAACUUUUAUCUGCUGACGUCACUAAUAGUCUGCAGGAUGCUGUACCCGUAACAAAGCUGGGACGGAAGAGAAAACAGCAACCAAAUAGGCAUGAGCCCAUUAAAAAGAAAAAUCAGAGUCCAGUUGUAAAAAGUGUCCCACAGGUUAAACUGCUUUGUGGCAGUGACAUGCUGGAAUCUUUUGGGAUCCCCAAUCUGUGGAAGUUGGAGGACAUCACCGAAAUUGUGGAGAAACAUGGCCUUGUGUGUAUCAGUAGGGCUGGAAACAAUGUUCAGAAAUUCAUCUAUGAAUCUGAUAUUUUGUGGAAACAUAAGAAUAACAUUCACCUUGUGGAAGAAUGGAUCACAAAUGAUAUUUCCUCCACCAAGAUCCGGAGAGCCCUGCGGAGGGGUCAGAGCAUUCGUUACCUGGUGCCUGACGUAGUUCGGGCAUAUAUCGAGAAGAACGAGCUGUACAGCCCGGAGAGCGAGGACAGGAAUGCUGGGGUGGUCUUGGCUCCCUUACAGAAACAUGCAAGUGACUCCAAGAACUCAUAGGCACUAAACAACUAACUUACUGUCUGCUGUGUAAAAAAACUACAUUUCAGUACAGGAAAGUGUGUUUUCUAGGGGUUGGUUUGGGGUUUUUCUUAGGCAAAUAGCGGGCUAAUUCUGUACAUCUGUAGUUACUGAUGAGGUUUUUUGCACUCAGCAAUUGGACCUACACAACCUUUUCCAAGUCCAAUAAUUUCCAGGAUUUUCACAUUUAAACGUUUUGUCCCAGUGCAUUGAAGUGAGUAUAAGAAUUCACAUCGGCAUAUGAAAACUGCAAAUGUUUAAGCAAAACAAAUGAAAAUGUUCUGAUUAGUUUUAACUCAAACUGCUCUGCUGUUUAUAAAACAGUUACACAAAUAUUUUUAAUAACUUACAGUGUCUUAACAAAAUUAUCUGGUUUCAAGAUGUACCAUUUACUUAGAGUAAAUCCAUGUAAUUUUGGUGGUUUUUUUUUUUUUAAUUGUCAGUGUGUGAUUCACCUCAAAAAAAUUAUUUAGCUCUAUCCUGGAAGGGAAGAAUUUCUUCUUGGCUGAAGUGGUGCUAGGUACACCAUGCUUUGAGCUGCUUGCCUUUGAGAUAUGCAGCUGCUUGUUUGCUGUCAUGCAAUUUGCUUCCUGAAAUGUCUUGGGCUUUACUUUUCCGUUGAUAUUUCCAGGGCUGUAAUGUUAAGCUCAGUAUUGUUUCUGAUGGAAGGACAAACCUACCUCAGAAACUGGUUUAAAGCCAUUGAUUUAAUAGAUAGAAAUUAAAAAGUGUCAUUGCACUGAU
Molecule: messenger RNA, 1778 nt
Organism: Corvus hawaiiensis (hawaiian crow)
Lineage: Eukaryota; Metazoa; Chordata; Aves; Passeriformes; Corvidae
Gene: NMNAT1
Product: nicotinamide nucleotide adenylyltransferase 1
Exons: 5
Coding region: 156-1013 (285 amino acids)
Biological process (GO): NAD+ biosynthetic process
Molecular function (GO): nicotinate-nucleotide adenylyltransferase activity; nicotinamide-nucleotide adenylyltransferase activity
Source: RefSeq, a predicted model, not a curated record